Micropterus salmoides (largemouth bass) is the source of this 5264-nucleotide messenger RNA. It is a transcript of the gene glis1b, whose product is annotated as zinc finger protein GLIS1. The coding region runs from base 935 to 4105 and encodes 1056 amino acids. Gene Ontology annotation, molecular function: DNA-binding transcription factor activity, RNA polymerase II-specific; RNA polymerase II cis-regulatory region sequence-specific DNA binding. The transcript is spliced from 10 exons. Lineage: Eukaryota; Metazoa; Chordata; Actinopteri; Centrarchiformes; Centrarchidae. Gene Ontology annotation, biological process: regulation of transcription by RNA polymerase II. The record is from RefSeq and is a predicted model, not a curated record. Gene Ontology annotation, cellular component: nucleus.
GUCAGACAGAUAAUAUUAAUUCAACGAAUCAUGCUGUUGAAAUAAUGUAAGCAGCUCUAACAAAAGAACAGCAAAUGCUGUUUUUUUGAGGAGGAAUGUGUUGAAAAAUAUAGGCUAUACCACGAGCAAUUUUCUCAUCUCUAUGAUUUAAAACGAGAUGGAAACUAAUUUAAUAAAUAUAAGAAUGAAAUGAUAACAGCUGCAUUUUGACUCAGUGAACAGGCUACAUUGGCUAAUAAAAUCGCUAUAGCCUAUGAAAGUCCAAAACGAACUAUUUAUAGCAUAGGCUAGCCUACUUGCUUGUUUUUUUCCUUUAAUAGAUGAGGCAUAAAACAUUUAAUUGGAGCGAUAUUUUAUUAAAUAGCACUGUGCUUGAAACAAAGCAGAGCAAUGGCUGAUAUGGUUUUAUCAGUGCGAUAACGUAGGCUACUGUACCAAAACUUGGAGACCACGGUUGUUGAAUGACCUGUUAUAACAUUUUUUACAUUGAGCUUUGAAAGGCUGCAGGCUACACGCCAACAUGCUAUCAUAGCAUACGCGCACGCAGCAGCUCGCAAACUUCACAUUCAAGCACAGAGCUACAAACACAGCCGUCUUGAUCCAGAUCUUAUCCUCCCACACAAACACGGACACAGUCUUCAUUGGUGCUCCUGGCUCCUGCAGAGCAGUGGCGCUAUCGGGUGUCAAUCAGAGAGAGAGAGAGAGAGAGAGAGAGAGAGAGAGAGAGAGUGGGAGGGAGAGAAGCUUGGGAUGCUGAUCAGUGAUCCUCGCUGAGAGGAUGCUAUCGAUCAGGCUUGCAGAUGUUUUCCCCACUACUUUGCUAAACAUGCUGACUUUUUCUGCUCCUCAUUGGGUAAUUGGAUAAGGUAGGUGUUACCAAAUCGCUGAAGUUUAAUCGUUUUGUCCAAUGUCUUGAUUCUUCCUGUUCAGAUGGAUGCCUGGUUGCACUGGGGAAACGUUUGUCUUGGUGUUCGUACAUUUUUCAGUGAUUUUGGUUAUUUUUCUUUUCAUGUGCGCAGGUAAUAUAAGCAGCGGCUGCUGCACACUGCAUGGGAAAGCCGAGUCAUCAAUGCAGAACCCCUCAGCGCUGUUCGGGAUGGUCAGCCACUGUCAGACCCCGACGUUCACAGACUUCUCCGGCUUGUCCCUCGCCGUGUACGGCGGCAAGGCGGACUUCUGCACGCGGCGAGCCGGGACCGGUGGUUUUGGAUCUCAGAUAUGCCGGAACUCCCUUGACGCCUCGACUCACAUGAACUGCGCCAGCCCGAAGAGACUCAGCGCGUCCGAGGAAAAAGCGCAUCUGUCAGCCAAAGCCCCGCGCUCGUGCCUCUCUCUCCCACCCGUGCAAGUGAAUGGUGCCUACUGCUCAGAGAAGGAUGUAGACGCUGAUCUAGGUGACGUUGAGGGCGCCCUGAUGCGAUGUGGGCAGAGCUUGCCACUGCUGGUAGGGGGUCAUUUAGGGGGGCUUUAUACCCAGAGCCUCAACUGCGACAGACCUACACCCGACCUCCUUCUGCACGAUGGCCCUCACCAAGACGGCAGAUCCUCCUCUGCCUUCCAAAGGAACCUGCCGGGGGCCUCACCCGGCCUGGGCUGCGGCACUGCCAAUGGGGGUCACUCCUCUCUCCCUUACCCAAUCAAACAGGAGAAUUCUAUGGGCUACAAGAUCUCCGGGGUCCAUAGCACGUCUCAGGCCGGGUUUCAGAACUUUAGGGCCGGCCAAGUUUUAGGGUUGACAAGGGACGAAAUAGUUGGAGCAACUAGCAACAACGGUAGUAGCGUAUGCACAGUGAGCGGCAUAGGUAGUGCUGUGUCAGGGGACGCAGUGCAACCGUUUAAUAAUGGAGAUGGCUCCUCCCCGCUGGCUUUGUCCCCAGCUGGCUCCCGUCAUUCAGCGCGGCUGCUCAGUGCUAGCAGUCUGAAGCGACGCUGCCUGUCCCUGGCUUCACAGUCCACUGCCGCUGCUGGCAGCGUUGCUGCCACAGGUUCCCCAUCAGCUACUGGCGCUGCUUCCGAGGAGAUCAAUAUCACCGCCAUCAUCUGCUCCUCCUCCCAGAUGUCGAUGGUUGCCUGCGUCAACGGGUUCCGCUCUAACCUCUCGCCCAGCCACGCCAGCAGUGCCGGCCUCUCCUCCUCUUCCUCCUCCUCUUCUACAUCCUCACCCUCUAACUCUUGCCCACGGGAAACCGCCCAGAGGCCCCCACCUCACGGCAGCCCCCAGCAGGCCACGCUACAGGAGAGCUGUAAGCUAUCGUCACCUGCUACCUGCCUGCUGUCCCUUUCCUCCUCCUCCUCCUCCUCCUCCUCUUCAGUGUCAUCAGUGGAGCUGGAGCAGGGCCAGGGGCAUAGCCAGGGGCUGUGUGAGGAGCAGGGCUCCAUGCUGCACGGGAGUGGGGCUGGAGGAACCGCUGGGGGAAGUGUGGGGGGAGGAGAAGGAGGCUCGGACGGGUUGGGGCUACUGAUGAGUGGGGCCCUGAUGUCUGGGAUGCUCCAUACAGGUACUGAAACUGGGGCUCUCCUGGACAGGGGCCAAAGAUCAGGGGCUGCCCUUAAGCAAGAGCCCCUGGAUGAUUUUUCUCCCAGUGAAGAUGAACUCUUUCAGCACCACUAUCAUCAUCACCACUUGAGUGAUCGCGCCGGGCACCUUCGUCACCCUCACCCCUCUCGCCCUUCUAUGCCUCCACCCUACUACCUGCACCAAUACGUGGGGCACAGUCCUGGGGGUCUGCUGCACCACCAGAGCCAGCAAACAGUAGCACCACCCUCUUCCCUGGGACUCAAACCGACCUCUGGAGGCCCUCCUGGGUCUCACACAGCCCCAGAGCGGGAGGAGGUUGAAGGAGGAGCACUGGCCGAUAAGCAGGUGUGUCGCUGGAUUGACUGCAGUGCUGCGUACGAGCAGCAGGAGGAGCUUGUUAGGCACAUUGAGAAGGUACACAUCGACCAGCGCAAAGGCGAGGACUUCACCUGCUUCUGGGCUGGCUGCAUUCGCCGCUACAAGCCCUUCAACGCCCGCUACAAGCUACUCAUUCACAUGAGAGUCCACUCCGGAGAGAAACCCAACAAGUGUAUGUUCGAGGGCUGUAACAAAGCGUUUUCGCGUCUGGAGAACCUGAAGAUCCACCUGAGGAGCCACACAGGAGAGAAGCCAUACCUGUGCCAGCACCCCGGCUGCCAGAAAGCAUUCAGCAACUCCAGCGACCGCGCCAAGCAUCAGCGCACUCACCUGGACACGAAACCAUAUGCAUGUCAGAUCCCCGGCUGUACCAAGCGCUACACAGACCCCAGCUCCCUACGCAAACAUGUCAAGAUCCACUCGGCCAAAGAGCAACAGGUGCGUAGAAAGCUUCGGCCCUGUCCUCACCUGGAGCAGGACAUCCUGAGUGACUGCCUGUCCAUGCAGCACCUCCAGAGCUCUACCACCACACAGCACCUCUACAACAGCAAAGACGGCCGUUCUCCUGGACUGGGUCAAGACAUCUUCACAGGCCUGUACACUGGCUCCAGCACCCCCCAUCACAGCGCCUCAGUGGAGCUCCUCUCUCCUACCCCUAACCCCUCCUCUGCCUCCGCCACUGACCUGACGUCCCGACAGCACCGACUGGACCGGGAACUCGGCAGCCCUCAUCAUCUGUCCCCACUGGCCGCCAUGGACAGCACGAGAGACGGGGUGUCGGAUCCCCUCCUGUCUCCGGGGAUAAAGGGAACAGGGACUCCUCCUCCUCCUCCUCCUCCUCCUCUGGAGAAACAGCAUGUCCACCCUCACCACAAGCCCUACUCUCACUAUCACCAGCAUCAGUCUGCCAACGACGAAUACCAAGGCAGCUUUCAGAGCUGCUUCCAUUUUGGAGACUCCUACAGGAUGGAGCAGACGGUCGGAGGCGUCCAUGUCCCGGGAGAUUCUCACUCCUACACUUCCCAUCAACAGAAUGGCUUCCACAUGUCGACAAGCAACACAGGCACGGCAGGCUUCAGCAUGACCCAGGAGCUGCAAGGCGGCGCAGGGUGCCAGUUCUCUUCCAGCCCAGAGGAGAGCAUUUUCUUCCAGGUGGGCAGCUUUGACCGUAGCCUGAGCCACAUGUCCUCCGUCUACACAGAGACAUAGAGCAACACUGGAGCCGGGCACGCUUCACCACACCUACUCUGCAGUCCUUCCACAGCCGUCUUAACACACCUGGAUCACCUCUUCCCCAGCUCCUGUUUCUGGUUCUUUGUUUUAUGCAAGAUAUGGGUCACACAUUAAAUCAGAGUAAUUUAUAGCUUCUUCUGACCUGCAUAACUGCCAGAUGAAACAGACAUAAAGACGUUUGGAAGUCAGUUUAGUAUACUGCCGUGUGAUUAACUGUUUACCUGGAACUAUAUGAAUGGUCAAGAUGUAAACGGCACUAAUAAUCCGAAUAGGUAAGAAGAAUAGUGGUUCCCAAACUGUUUUGCUUGUGACUAAUUAAAACAACAAUGUCACGUCACUGGUUGCAUGUUUUCCAGAUGUUACCAAUUGAUUUUCUACCCCCUUGUCUUAAAAAUUAUCCUUUAGAAAAUAGGCAAAGAUUUGAGGUAUUGUCUGCGUUUAUAUGCUGUUAAAGGGUUGCUCAGCUGAUUAUACACAUGAAGCUCAGUUUAAUUGUCAAGAGGAGCAGUACUCAGCCUGUGAAAACAGUUGUAUGUUGUCUCCUAUGGGAGCCUGUGGGAGCUUUCCGAUAACUACUCACAUUAAAUAAAGGAAUGACUCAAGUCAAAUAAAUGACCCUUUCUUAUCAGUAAAGAAAAAGAAAGCUGAGGAAAUCAGAUUUUUUUUCGCCGUUCAAAUAGCCAUGCUCUUCAUUUCUUAGGUUCAGAAUUACAUUUAUUGGCCAAGCACUCAUCAUGUACAAAAAAAUCUGACUUGGUGACACUGGUCCUAAGACGCUCAACAGUACAAUCAGAUCAAGCUCACACAAUGUUUUUAGCUUCAAUAUUUCUAUCUUACUGAAAAUUGUUCUUUGAACUGCGUGUAAUUACACCCAGAGCAACUUAAAACUGGAGUCGAACUCCUUGGAUGUGUACACAUAGUUGGCCAAUAAAGCAGAUUCUGAUACACAAACAUCAAACACUACAAAACUCCUGAAUAGAAAUGAAAUGUCCUCUCCCUCCUCGUCGUGCUUUCUCUCUCUAAUCUACAUCAUUCAAUCUAUUUUGACUGAAGUGUAGAAAAGAAUAUAUCACGUUGCCGUGUUGUUUUAACAGUGGGGGAAAAAAAUGUUUGCAUUUCUGUAUUUUGUUGUUAA